AUGACGUCUAUUCAAUCAUCAGUCAUAGAGAAUAAACAUAUUAUAAGACCACCAAAGUUUGAUUCUUUCACUGUAAAAAGAUACUUCAAAACUAGGUUUCCUUCCUUAUUUGUUCCUAAAGAAGAGUUAGACCAAUAUACUAGACAAGAGAUCUGGAAUCCAUUCAAACCGUUAUUGGAAUUGAAUAGAAGACAAUGGACUUUUUUCAUAGUUGGUUUCUUGGGUUGGACAUGGGAUGCUUUUGAUUUCUUUGCUGUUUCAUUAAAUGUUGCCAAUUUGGCUGAAACUUUUGAUCGUUCAGUUAAACAAAUCACUUGGGGUAUUACUUUGGUUUUGAUGUUGAGAUCUGUAGGAGCUUUGAUUUUUGGGGUCUUAUCAGAUAGAUAUGGUAGGAAAUAUACCUACAUUAUAAAUUUGGCCCUUUUAAUUGUUUUACAAAUUGGAUGUGGAUUUGUUCAAACUUUUAAACAAUUUUUAGCAGUGAGAUCUCUAUUCGGUAUUGCCAUGGGAGGUUUAUUCGGUUUAGCUGCAGCCACUGCUUUAGAUGAUUGUCCUAAAUCUGCUAGAGGGGUUGUUUCUGGUUUAUUCCAACAAGGUUAUGCUUUUGGAUACUUAUUAGUUGUUUGUUUCCAAAGAGCUAUUACUGAUAAUUCUCCUCAUGGUUGGAGAGCUUUAUUCUGGUUUAGUGCAGGCCCUCCAGUUAUUUUCAUUGUUUGGAGAUUGUUAUUACCUGAAACUGAUGCUUAUAUUUUACAAACCGAAAAGCUUGCAUUGGAAAAAAGGAGAAUGGUGGAACAAGGUAUCCCACAGAAGAAAUUUUACCAAUUCAGUGAUCAUGCUUUGAAAGCUAUCAGAACUUAUUGGUUGAUGUUUAUUUAUUGUGUUGUUUUAAUGUCAGGGUUUAAUUUCAUGUCACAUGGAUCUCAAGAUUUAUAUCCAACCUUACUUACAGUUCAAUUGAAAUUUGGAAGUGACAGGUCUACUGUGACCAAUUCAGUGGCUAAUUUAGGUGCUAUGUUUGGAGGUUUUGUUGCUGGACAUUUCUCAACCUUCGUUGGUAGAAGACUUUUAAUUAUCAUUGGAUGUAUUUUAGGUGGUGCUUUGAUUUAUCCUUGGGCUUUCGUCACCAAUUCAGGAAUAAAUGCUGGUGCUUUCUUCUUACAAAUGUGUGUUCAAGGUUGUUGGGGUAUUAUCCCAAUCCAUUUAUCAGAAAUGGCUCCUCCUCAAUAUAGAGCUUUGAUUACAGGUUUAUCUUACCAAUUAGGUAAUUUAUGUUCUUCAGCUUCUUCUACUAUUGAAGCUACAAUUGGUGAAAGAUUUCCUUUGGAUGAUGGUGAACAUUAUGAUUAUUCAAAGACAAUGGCUAUCUUCAUGGGUUGUGUUUUCGCUUUUGUGUUGACUGUCACCUUUUUAGGCCCAGAAAAUAGAGGUGCCAAUUUCGAUAUCGAUAGAGAUGAGGAAUUUGAUGUUGCUCAUAAAGAUGAUGAUUUGGAAUCUUAUGAAUCUAAACCUCAACAUCAACAACAUGAAACUGUUUAG
Molecule: messenger RNA, 1539 nt
Organism: Yamadazyma jaroonii
Lineage: Eukaryota; Fungi; Ascomycota; Pichiomycetes; Serinales; Debaryomycetaceae
Source: the annotation of a GenBank genome assembly